This is a messenger RNA of Canis lupus familiaris (dog), 1044 nucleotides long. Its product is annotated as SLAM family member 9-like. The record is from RefSeq and is a predicted model, not a curated record. Bases 67 to 1044 code for a protein of 325 amino acids. The transcript has 5 exons. NCBI's taxonomy places the organism in Eukaryota, Metazoa, Chordata, Mammalia, Carnivora, Canidae.
UUUGAGUGCUGAUGAUUCCUCUACAACCUCAUAGACCCUGGUGGAGUCAGCGGGAGGCAGACUGCCAUGGGCUCCUGCUCAGGGGACCCCCACCUGGGCGGGGCCUCCUGGCUCCUGGGACUCACCAGCCUCCUCCUCAGCGUCUGCAGCACUGGCACCCAGCGUUCUGAAGCCCAUGGUUCUGGAGUUGAGGAUUCUGGAAACCCCGUUUCUCUGAAGGGGAUGCAAGGAGCUUCUGUGUUGUUUCAAGUGCUCAGAAACCCAGACUUGCCUGCAGGAGUUGAGCUGGAGAAGAUGACCUGGGGGAUCUCCUCCGGGGCAAACUACACAACCCUGCUGCAGGUCUCCCCUGGGGCACGCGAUCCAGAAUGGGUCAACUUCCAGGACAAGUUCCAGAAGAGGGUCCGUGUGCUCAACAUUACGACCCUGAGGAUGAACAACCUGACCCCGGAGGACACUGGGCUGUACCGGGCUCGGGACUUCUACUCCAGAGGAAGACAAUACGACCAGGAUUUCCACCUGACUGUGUAUGAGCCCCUGCCCCUUCCCCAGAUCCGGACCACGAAUCUGUCCACCACCCCAGGCUGGUGCAACGUCACCGUGCAGUGUGACGCCCCAGGAACCAGGGAGGACCUGACCAUGUCCUGGAGGAGCAGGGGACUCCCCAGGGAGCUGGAACAGGGAGGGGCCCCAGGACCAGCCCCCAACCCCUGGACCCUGGCUCUGAGCCUGCCCCUGACCCAGCCCAGCGCCAGCCUCACCUGUGUGCUCAGCAACCAGGUGGACCAGAAAACUGCCUCCUUGGACCUUGGGGACAUCUGUGGCCACGGUGAGUGCAUCCUGCAGAGGGGAGGGGCUCCCGGGGCUCAGGCAGCCCUGGGAGCCGCCAGGGGCCCCCACACUGAGAGUGAGGCUCUGCGCCAGGAUGAGCCUCCUCUGCAGCCCCAAGCCCUGGACGGCAGCGGCCACGUGUCCUCAGAGGUGGGCACCGUGUCCUGUUCCUCUCAGCCCCCGGGCCUCAAGCAGGAGCUCGGGAAGUGUUGA